This is a messenger RNA of Pongo pygmaeus (Bornean orangutan), 7021 nucleotides long. RefSeq names its product ubiquitin carboxyl-terminal hydrolase 31-like. NCBI's taxonomy places the organism in Eukaryota, Metazoa, Chordata, Mammalia, Primates, Hominidae. Bases 4492 to 5412 code for a protein of 306 amino acids. Gene Ontology annotation, molecular function: cysteine-type deubiquitinase activity. The transcript is spliced from 6 exons. Gene Ontology annotation, biological process: protein deubiquitination. The record is from RefSeq and is a predicted model, not a curated record.
GAUUAUCUACUAUCUAGAUCCAUCUGUUCUGUCCGGCGUUUCCUGUUUUGUUAUGUUUUUGUGCUUGGCUGACUACCUUGUUCCCAUUCUAGCGCCUAGAAUUUUUGGCUCCAAUAAAUGAAUUUCUGCUGUGGAAAGAGGCAAAGCCGAUCAACAGACAGAGAUCCUUGACACGACUUUGGACUUGCACUAGAAUUACAACCCAGCUUUCCUGAUUCUACAGUCUGAAGAUGGUAGAUUGUGGGACUUCUCAGACUCCAUAAUGAGAAAGGAACAGUGUUUCUUCGAAAAGGAUAGCAACACAGAAAUAAUGGUUAUCAUUCAUUGAACACCGCUUACAUGGCAGGUGGGUACAUUCUAUGCAAUGCAACAAUCCUGAAAAGUCAUUUUAAAAUAUCGUUAUGUUCCAGCUGAGUAAACUGAAUGAAGCUCAUUGAGACUGAAGAACUUGUUAAAAUCCCACAGUUACUAGGAGGCUGAAUCAAGAUUCAAACACACCCAAGUUUGUCUGAUGCCAACAUCUGUGCCUUUUCUGUGAUUCGGUAUCUCCCUUAGACCGUAAGGAGUUGGCCCUUGUUGAGAAACUCCUAUGGCCUCACUUGUUAGUGGAACAAAUAGCAUUGGCUUUGCCUCUUAGCAAGGAACAAACACCCUUCCACUUGGUUCAGAUUUCUUAACUCCUGUGAUCUGUUUUGGUCUUCUCAUUAACCCUCUGGGGGUGGGGGGAGUGAGUGAUAAUUAUCAUUCGCAUUAGGUAGGAAAAUGGAUAGUGUCUCACAUGGCUUGCAGUGGGCGGGUAUGAGCAUCAAAUCUAGGCAGCCUGACCAACCACGUCCCCUCCCUUAGCCUUUACAUGAUGUGCUCUUCAUCAGCUGUCUAGCCCUUCCCAAUUGACAAAGAUUCUUUGUUCAUAUUCGUGAUCUCAUUUGGUGUGGGGACAUGGAGACUGAUUUGCUGAAUUUUUUUAAAAGAUGGAAACACUAUGGAAGAUCGUCUAAACUAAUUCAAAUGAUUUCCCUUGUCUUGACCCAAGGGGGAUGUGUGAAUUUCUCAAAAUUGUCCAUAUGACAUCAUGCUCAUUAGGAUAGUCACCAUCAAAAGAAAAGAAAAUAACAAGUGUUGGUGAGGAGGCCAAGAAAUUAGAAUCUUCGUGUACUAUAAAUGGGACUGUAAAAUGGCAUAGGCAUUAAGGAAAAUUGUAUGGAAUUUUCUCAAAAAAAUAAAAAUGGAAUUACAAUAUUAUCUCACAACCCCACUUUUGGAUAUACAUGCAAAAAAAAAAAAAAGAAGCAGGAUAUCAAAGAAAUCUUAGCACUCUAAUGUACAUUACCCAACUAUUUGUAAUAGCCAAGAUGUGAGGUCAAAUGUCCCUGAUGGAUGAAUGGAUGCAGAAAAUGUGGUCUAUACAUGCGAUGAAUAUCAUUCAGCCUUAAAAAAGAAGGAAAUCUUGCUAUAUGCUGCAAGUUGGGUGAAACUCAAGGACACUCCACUAAGUGAAAUAAGUCAGUCACAAAAGGACAAAUGCUCUAUGAUUCUGAUCAUAAGAAGUAUCUCAAGUAGUCAAAAUCAUAGGAAGUAGAAAGAUGGUUGGUAAGGGCUGGGGGAAAGGAGAGGGGAGGGGGAAUUAGUGUUUAAUGGGUAUAGAGUUUCUGUUUUGUAAGAUGCAAGUUUGUGGUGUUCUUGUUUGUUUGUUUGUUUUUUGAGACACAGUCUCGCUCUGUAGCCCAGGCUGGAAUGCAGUGGCACAAUCUCGCCUCAUUGCAACCUCCACCUCCCAGGUUCAAGGGAUUUUCCUGCCUCAGCCUACCGAGUAGCUGGGAUUACAAAUGUAUGCCCCCAGGCACAACUAGUUUUUGUGAUUUUAGUAGAGAUGAGGUUUUGCCAUGUUGGCCAGACUGGUCUUGAACUCCUGACCUCAAGUGAUCCGCCUGCCUCCCAAAGUGCUGGGGUUACAGGUAUGAGCCACUGCGCCUGGCCAGAUGAAAAAGUUUUAUAGAUCUUUUGCAUGACAAAGCAACUAUACUUAACACUACGGAAAUGUACAUUAAAAAAUGGUGUGAAGAUGGUAAAUUUAAUGUUAUUUGUUUUUUACUACAAAGAAUUUUUGAAAAAAUGAAUGCUGCCUGCUUUUUUUUUUUUUUUUUGGUCCAGGGCUAUGCUUCUCUCUCAGGUUGUAUGUUAUUUUCUUUGCCAUAGCAACUUUGAGAAGUAAAUGGGUGCUUUUGCUACACCUCAGGGGGAAUCAGGUAAGUGAGGUAAACCUACCAGAGAGCCCAUCUCUUCCAAGGUGCAUUCAUUCAUCUCCCUUAGAAUGGAGAUGGAGCUAUGAAGUAACCAGGGGUGGCAUUAUCAGUCCCACAUGGGGAAACCAAGACUCAGCAUGACCACUGGAGUGUUCAGGGUCACCUGAGAGUAUUGGUGAUGGAGGGUAGGGUGAGACAAGAUCCCAGGAAUUCUGAUGCUGGGUCCAGAGUUAGUGAAGUAGGAGGAGUGGCACAUUUUUAAGACUUGGAACUGAAGAAAGUGGUGAGAAACUUGGAUGCUUUUCUUAUUUUUAUUAUUCUAUGUAAAGAACUUUCUACAGCACUAAAGUGAAUAGUUCCGUUGAGUUGUCCAGCCCUGACCCUUGAUCUCAAUGCCCAUCAGCGGCCUCAGACUUGGGCUUUCUUGUAGGCUGCUAGACCACCAGAUGUGUGUGACAGGCACAUCCUCCAAGGGAGAGGGAACAGCUCCAGCAAAGGCCCUGGAGUCUGGAUCAAACUGCCCAGAAGUUGAGGGCCAUUGCAUUCACAUUUUAGUGUGAAUAAUCAGAUGGCUUUCUUCCUGGUGUCCAGAUAAGAAUUUUGACUAAGAGGAGAGUGGAGGCGAUUAGGGACAGUGCAGAGCACCCUGGAGAUGUCAUCAUAGAGCCCUACUUACAAUGGGGAGGGAGGUCAAAGGUAAAAACCAUUUACUUUGAAACGUGGUGUAAGGUGGCCUUCAUGUUUUAAAAAGGAGGAAGGGCUCUCCCUUCCCUGAUUUCUCUCGUCUGCCUCAGGACUCAGACUAGCCCUUUUAGCAGAGGGAAGCCUAUAGAGAGGAGGUCAUAUACUAGUUGAUUUUUGACUAAGGGCAUCUCAAAGAUGUACUAUUUUUUGCUCCCUGCACUAUUUUUUUUUAAUGGAACCAACGUUUAAAAAUAGGAUUUCUGCCUUCUCUUAAAACAUCAGAUGAUCUGGUAACGCUGAGCUCCCGUUCUCACAUGGGAACAACUGGCUGGAGCUGAGUGGCAGCCAUCUCUUUAGAAAGACGUUAAUUUGAAGUUUGCUAUAGUCCCCAUCAUUCCUUAUAUUUCCCCCAACACUGAGACCCAAGUCACUUGAAAGUCAAUAUGAUAAUUCAAACACCAGGAUUCUUCACUCAUUUGUGGGUUUGUGACCUGUGAUAUUGUGGAUUCGUGACCUUUGGUUUAGAGGUCAAGUAUAGGGGUUGUGAAUAAAACUUGUGUUUGAAUCAGAUAAGAACUGUACCAAUCUCAAAGACGGUGAAUUAAAGAUUAAAGAAAAUAUUGCAUGCUUGGCAUAAUGUGUGGAACACAACAGCUAUUGUAAACACCCAGUAGGAAUGUAAGCUGCAAGAGGGCAGGUAGAAACCGUGCUAAUUUAAUCCACUGGGGAUAUGACAUUUGAUUCUAAUUUAAUAGAUUUAAUUCUUUGCAAUAUCCCCAGUAACUGUUGAAUGAAUGAGUGAGUGAAUGAAUUAAUGGAUGGAUGGAUGAUGGGAGAGCCCGGCGGAGUUUUAAAGGCUGGAAUGAAAAGGAAGGUAGUUAUGAUAACAGCGUUUCGCUGGGGCUCCAAGGUGCAGCCAGGAAGAAAAGCCCGCUGGGACGUGCCAGGGUUUGUGACUGCACUCCGCUGGCACCCAGACGGUAGGUAUCUGCAACGUCCCUUGGGAACCAGACAGGGCUGACUUGCCCAGGACCUGUCAGGGCCAUGUCCACCAGCCCUUGCACGGUCUGGUAACUGACAGCAUCCUGAUUCCUGCACGUUCCCGCCUCUGCCAUCUGAUCAACAAAGACAGAGACCCACCCCAGGGAUCCACCAUCCAAGGGGAGCCCAGCCUUUUCCUCCAAGCCGGGACCGCGCCCACACUAGACAUGGCCUCCCUCAGGCUUCACGCAGCAGGACCGCGCCCACAGCCUCCAGGCAUCGCGUCCGGCUGGAGAGGCAGCUAUCGUCCCACAGUGAACAUGGCGGCCUAGGCGGCUUCAGCGCGGGGCGGGCGGUGCCGGGAGGCGCGUCACGUGAGCGGCCCAGCUGGGCGGACCGCGCGCGCGCCCGCCCGCUGGCCCCGCCGGCCGCCGCUCGCUCGCUGGCGCCGCUGCGCUUUGAGGUGUGUUGGGAGUGGAGCACCCGGGCCGGUGAGGCGCGGAGCUGCGAGAUGCGGCGGCGGCUGUGGCGGGGCCGCGGGCCAGGCGGGCGGGCACGGUGAUGAGUGUCUGCGGCCGCCGCCAUGUCCAAGGUAACGGCGCCCGGGUCCGGGCCGCCGGCGGCGGCGAGCGGGAAGGAGAAGCGCUCCUUCAGCAAGCGGCUGUUUCCGAGCCGCCGCGCUAGCGGCGGCGGCGCGGGGGACUCCGGGGCGUCCGGGCCGGCCGCGCCCUCCUCGCCCUCUUCUGCACGCUCGGUGGGCAGCUUCAUGAGCCGCGUUCUCAAGACGCUGUCCACGCUCUCGGACUUUAGCUCUGAGAGCGCCGCCCCGGACCUCGGCGGCCUCUGCAGCUGCUUCCCGCCGGGGCCGGCCGCCGCCGUGCCCGCCGCCGCCCGCCUGUCCCGCGCCGCCAAGCCGGUGCCCGGCGUGGCGGGGCUCCGCAACCACUGCAACACGUGCUUCAUGAACGCCAUGCUGCAGUGCCUCAGCAACACCGAGCUCUUCGCGGAGUGCCUGGCGCUGGGCCAGUACCCGGCGGGGCGGCCUGAGCCCUCGCCUCACCCCGAGCAGCCUACGGGCCGCGGCGCGCAGGGCCAGGGCGAGGUCACUGAGCAGCUGGCGCACCUGGUGCGGGCCCUCUGGACCCUGGAGUACACCUCGCAGCACAGCCGCGACUUCAAGGUGAGCCCGCGCGCCGCCGCGCCCCGACUGCACCCGGAGCCCCUGGGGCACCUGCCCGCCCAGGUCUUCCUUCCCUCGGUUCCUCUUGGCCUGGCAGGCUUCUGCAUUGGUUGCUCCGAGUGGUCUGGGCAAUCGACCAGUGAUUGUAAGGAGAUUCAUUCAUUCAUUCAUUUAUUCACUCACUCACUCACUCAACAUGUAUUUAUUGAGAGCUUACUACAUACAUGCCCAUACUCUGUGAUAAUAGGCAAUGGGAGUGACGUUGCAAUGAACAAGACUGUCCGCCUUCAUGGAACUUGCAUUUUUGUGGGGUGGGAGUGUUGAGCAUGGGUUCAAAUCCUGAUUCUGCCACUUACUAGCAAUGUGACCUCGGGUAAGUUAAGCAGCCUCUCUGUGCUUACAGUUUCUUCAUCUGGGACCUACUUUAUAAGGUGGUUGUGAGCUGCAAACAAGUUGAUAUAUUAGGUCGAACACUGUGGAAUUAUCCAUAUUUCACCGUUUUUUAUUUACAGAUUGGCACUUUUAUAGGGUUCAACCUGAUAAGUAAAAUACUUCAAUAUCAUGUGUAUUUGCUGCUAUUAUUUUUGUUAUUAAAGACUUGAAGAAGUUAACGAGGUAAUAUCAGAUAGUGGUUUGAAGAAAAAAAACCUGCUGAUGUGAUUGAUGUGCUGACAGGCUACUUUUUAUUUUUAUUUUGUUUUUAGAGACAGGGUCUUGCUCUGUUGUCCAGGCUGGUCUUGAACUCUUGUCCUCAAGCCACCCUCCCCUCUUUGGCCUCCCAAAGUGCUGAGAUUACAGGGAAAAAAAUAAAAACAUUCUCUCUUUGAAGGGUAAGGAGAAAUUUUAUGAAACUUGAAAACCCGAAUGUCCCUCAGUUUGGGUUUUGUCUGAUGUUUUCCUUAUGAUUAGACUGAGGCCAUGGGUUUUUGGGAGGAAGACCAGAGGUAAAAUGUUCUUUUCAUCACAUAUCAAGUGCACAUGCUAGCAACGUGACUUACCACUGAUGAUGUCAACCUUGCCCAGCUCUCUGAAGCAGUGUUAGUUACUGUGUUAGUAACCAUAAGUUACUUUCUACUCCUCUUUCCAUUCUCCUGUCUCUGGAAGUAAGUCACUAUCCCAAACCGCACUCAAGGUGUAGGGGUGGUAAGCUUUACCUCCUGGAGGGGGGAUUAUUGAUAUAAAUUAUUUGGAAUUCCUCUGUAAGGAAGAUUUGUCUCUUCUCCCUAUUUAUUCAUUCAGUCAUUUAAUUAUAUCAAUUAAUACUUUUUUAUACUUUGGGUUAUAACCCAAUAUUGUUUAUUCUGUUGAUCAGAUUGUUCCAGCUUUGGCUGUUGGGAGUUCUUUUAGAUUGGUUCCUGUGUCCCAUUGACGACGUGUCCCCUGUCCCAAUGUCGUUGAAUCGGCCAUUUCUCCAAGGUGCCCUAGUUUUAUAUUGGAAAAUGGUAUUAGAAACCAAGAUAUGGGCACUGAUGUGCACAUUGUUACUGGGGUGUCACUACUUCUUCGCCUUUCAGUGUACAGAUAUAUGGAUGUGAACCCAAGUUUAUAUAAAUAUCUGUAAUUAUUUAUCUGUUCAUCUCUAUGUUAAGCUAAAUAGGAGUUUAUACUAACUUCAGCUGAUUCAUUGCCUUCCCUCCUUGCUUAUCUGUAACUUCCCUCUCUGACUAUGAGAAACUUGGCAUCCAUCACCACCAUCCCAUUAACUACACUGUAAGCGUGGACUUUCUCCCUGUCCCCCUCACUAGGCUGUUAGUAUCUUAGACACUUAUUAAAUCUUUGUUGAUGAGUGAUGAAUCUUGAAGCUGUUAUGUAUCUUACCUAAUAAAAGUUUAGCGUUUUAGCAAAAGCAAUGUAAAUCAGUCUUGUAAAGUUUGAAACAAAACUUUUAACUGCUUUGUUAUGUAACAUGUAUUCAUUGUAGAAAAUAUGAAAA